Molecule: messenger RNA, 2537 nt
Organism: Mizuhopecten yessoensis (Yesso scallop)
Lineage: Eukaryota; Metazoa; Mollusca; Bivalvia; Pectinida; Pectinidae
Product: potassium voltage-gated channel protein Shaw-like
Exons: 2
Coding region: 200-1672 (490 amino acids)
Biological process (GO): protein homooligomerization; potassium ion transmembrane transport
Cellular component (GO): membrane; voltage-gated potassium channel complex
Molecular function (GO): voltage-gated potassium channel activity; protein binding
Source: RefSeq, a predicted model, not a curated record
UCGAAGUACACGCCGAACGUAUACACCGGGUGUUGGCAAUUGGCAAUUAUAUGUUAACUGUUAAAGAGUCCGACACAAUAACUUGGAUUUCAGUAUUCACAUGGCGUAUUAGUGCCUGUUAUGAAUGCUUUUUGAAACAGGUGGUAUUUCCAUACUGCCACAGCCGCAGACAAACGAUACAACAUCUUAAUACAAAGACAUGGAAGUGGAAUUAGUGGAGGAAAGUCUAUGUGACAAAAUGGACGAAAUAAUUCACAUAAAUUUGAGAGGGACGAGAUUUUCUACAGUAAGAUCAACGCUGAGUCGGCUUCCUGUGGCUAUAACUGAGGAUAAGAGGGGCACUUAUGACGUGCAAAACAAGGAGUACUUCUUUAACAGGAACCCACGGAUCUUUCACGAGAUACUUGAUUACUGUGAGACUGGUCGCCUCCAUCUCCCUGAGAACGUGUGUUCCCAGAGUAGUCGUGAGGAGCUCUCCUUCUGGGGAGUCCCUCAGGACUGUAUCCAGCAAUGCUGCUGGAAAGCCUUCUAUAAAGUGGACGAUGAAAUGGACGUCCUGGACAAACUGCUCGAUUAUCUCCCCUUGGACACAGACUUCACACGCGCUCAAUCCGGGGUCCAGAGUUCAGGAUGUGGGAACUUCCAGGGAAAGCUUUGGCGAUUCAUUCAGGGCUGGAGCUCUUCCCUGGCUGCCAAGGUAUGGAAGGUUGUAAUAGUAGUGACGGUCUUGGUGUCCCUGCUCGUUUUCCUGCUAGAGAGUGAGAUCGAUUUCCGGGAUGUAUUCCCGCUCACUACUGUACUUAUAAACACAACAGGAACGGAUCAAGAUAGCACCACUGUUGUGCCAAAAACCAUCACGGGACACCGACCUAAAGCAUGGCUGGCACUAACAAACGCAGUCACCAACUUGAUUCUAACAUUGGAACUGGCAUUGCGAAUCGUCUCGUGCCCGAAAAAGAAACAUUUUUUUGUGAGUUUCCUUAACAUUUCUGAGAUCCUAGCGUGUAUCGGGGUUUGGAUAGCUCUGUACCUUGAUAACUUUACAGUGACCUUUGACGACACUGGUAAACGAAAGCCGUCCUACAUCUUCGUGUUUCUACUCUGUCUAUUCCGUGUGUUUCGUAUAUUUCGGUUUUUCGUCAAUAACUCCGGAAUGCGAAUCCUGAUGCUGUCGCUUCGCUCGAGCUCACGAGAGUUGUGUCUGUUGUUUGUGUCAUUUGUCAGUUUUGCCGUGAUGUUUGCAACAGUCAUGUUCGUAUGCGAGUACAAUGUCAAAACGUUCAGGAACAUAUUUGUCGCCAUCUGGUGGGCUUUUAUCACCAUGACAACCGUUGGAUAUGGUGAUUAUGCCCCGUCCACGCCCCUAGGGUUCUUUUUUGGUGGUGUGUGCGCUGUAUUUGGAAUAAUGUUGAUCGCAUUGCCCGUAGCAGUAACGUCAUCAAACUUCAAUGACUUCUUUAACUACAACAGAUACCGUUCUCGGCAUCACGACCAUGUGAAGAAGUCACGUGAUCGUAGAUGUGCUGGUCCAUUGCCAGGCGUACAGGAAGGCAUAAGGUCCAACAGCGUCACGAAAACUUUAGAUGAUCAGGCAGUGAUAUCAGCCUGGAACUGCGGUGAUUUGAAACCAUCCAAGACAAGAGUAAUUCCAUUUGACACAAAAUGUCAAUAACAUAGAAACUAAUGAAACACCAUAUGCUGAAAUUAGGCUUACCACUGCAACAUGCAAAGUCGCAAAGACUAGGGAAUAAUCAUUUUUACAUGGAGGAAUGUUCCUUAUAAAUAGAAGAUGAAGAAUAAAUAAAAAUUCUUUUGACUUCAGAUAGUUCCCUUGACAGCAUGUUCACUUUUCAUUUUUAUUAUUCCUUGAUGGGAACGUUGGUAUAAUGACGGAUUGCCAGUGUGAAGGGUACAGUAUUAUUCUAUUCAUCGGAUGUAUGUGUGCCCAUCGUAAUUACCAAUGUUUCUGGAACAAGUAGGAAUGAGAGAGGUAAAACUGGGUCAGCAUUCUUUUAUCAAUAAAUGUUUCUACUUCCCACAACUAAAUUCAAACACAAUGCAUCAUUACAAAAUGUAGACGACAAAGAUUCAGACAUAUUUACAAGAUCACCAUUUAUCAAAAUAACUGAAAACACUGAAUUCAUCUCAGAUGACUUCCGGCUGCCAUGUACAUUGUAACUUUAUAAACAUCCUGAUAUUUUAGUUGUGUGUGUGGUAAACAAGUGUUCUGUUAAGAUUAAUAUAACAUUUCCUGUCAUUGGCAUAAGACAGAAAAUUCUUACCCCGAGGGUUGAGGUUGUUCUGUCUCACUACCAAAGUGGGGAACAAUAAAAAAAAAUCCGAAAUCAAACACAAUUGGUAAUUUCAUAAAAUGCAAAUGUAGAUUUCAUAAUGUCGUUUUUUCGGAGUUCAUUGGUCUGCUAAUUGAAUUUCACUCCAUUGUCUUUUUGCGAAUAAAUGUGUCUAUUCUAAUUUCAUACAGCUAUAUUUGAUAGUAUGUAAUGCCUAUUCAGAUAGUUUUAAAUAGUCUCAUUAUA